Messenger RNA from Mus pahari (shrew mouse), 5779 nucleotides. It is a transcript of the gene Aldh1l2, whose product is annotated as aldehyde dehydrogenase 1 family member L2. Bases 1 to 2772 code for a protein of 923 amino acids. The transcript is spliced from 23 exons. NCBI's taxonomy places the organism in Eukaryota, Metazoa, Chordata, Mammalia, Rodentia, Muridae. Gene Ontology annotation, molecular function: aldehyde dehydrogenase (NAD+) activity; formyltetrahydrofolate dehydrogenase activity. Gene Ontology annotation, biological process: biosynthetic process; one-carbon metabolic process; 10-formyltetrahydrofolate catabolic process. Gene Ontology annotation, cellular component: cytoplasm. The record is from RefSeq and is a predicted model, not a curated record.
AUGCUGUGGCGGGGUAGCCAGGCGCUACGGCACUUCUCCACCGGCCGGGUUUAUUUCAAAAACAAGCUGAAGUUGGCACUUAUUGGCCAGAGCCUGUUUGGACAGGAAGUCUAUAGCCAGCUCCUGAAAGAGGGCCACCGAGUAGUGGGAGUGUUCACAGUGCCAGACAAGGAUGGAAAGGCCGAUCCACUGGCUUUGGCUGCAGAGAAAGAUGGGACUCCUGUGUUCAAGUUUCCUCGAUGGAGAGCCAAGGGUAAAACCAUCAAGGAGGUAGCAGAAGCCUACCAGUCGGUGGGGGCCGAGCUCAACGUGCUCCCCUUCUGCACGCAGUUCAUCCCCAUGGAUGUCAUUGACAGCCCAAAGCAUGGCUCCAUCAUCUACCACCCCUCACUCCUACCCAGGCACAGAGGAGCUUCUGCCAUCAACUGGACUCUAAUCAUGGGAGAUAAGAAAGCUGGGUUUUCUGUUUUCUGGGCAGAUGAUGGUUUAGAUACAGGACCCAUUCUUCUUCAGAGAUCGUGUGACGUCAAGCCCAAUGACACAGUGGAUGCGCUUUAUAACCGGUUCCUUUUUCCUGAGGGGAUCAAGGCCAUGGUGGAAGCUGUCCAACUCAUAGCGGAUGGAAAAGCUCCUCGCACUCCCCAGCCAGAAGAGGGGGCAACAUAUGAAGGCAUCCAGAAGAAGGAGAACGCUGAGAUUUCUUGGGACCAGCCUGCUGGAGUUUUGCAUAACUGGAUUCGAGGUCAUGAUAAAGUCCCUGGAGCCUGGGCAGAGAUAAAUGGACAGAUGGUGACCUUCUAUGGCUCAUCGCUGUUGACUAGUUCUGUGCCUGCUGGAGAACCACUGGACAUUAGAGGUGCCAAGAAGCCCGGUCUUGUCACCAAAAAUGGCCUUGUUCUUUUUGGGAAUGAUGGAAAAGCACUGAUGGUGAGAAACCUGCAGUUUGAGGAUGGAAAGAUGAUUCCUGCCUCCCAGUACUUUUCUGCAGGAGAGACAUCAGUGGUAGAACUUACAGCUGAGGAGCUGAAGGUGGCAGAGACCAUUAAGGUCAUCUGGGCUCGAAUUUUAAGCAACGUCCCUGUGAUUGAGGACUCCACGGACUUCUUUAAAUCUGGAGCAAGCUCAAUGGAUGUUGUGAGGCUGGUGGAAGAGAUCAGACAGAAUUGCGGAGGGCUUCAACUGCAGAAUGAAGAUGUCUACAUGGCCACCAAGUUUGGAGAUUUCAUCCAAAAGGUUGUGCGGAGACUGAGAGGAGAGGACGAAGAGGCAGAGCUGGUGGUGGAUUAUGUUUCCAAGGAGGUGAAUGGAAUGACAGUGAAAAUCCCCUACCAGUGUUUCAUAAACGGGCAGUUUGUGGAUGCCGAGGACGGAGAGACUUACGCCACUGUCAACCCCACAGACGGAACAACAAUAUGCAGCGUGUCCUAUGCUUCUUUAGCGGAUGUUGACAGAGCAGUAGCGGCAGCCAAGGACGCCUUUGAGAACGGCGAAUGGGGAAAGAUGAAUGCCAGAGACAGAGGAAGGCUCAUGUACAGACUUGCUGACCUAAUGGAAGAAAACCAAGAGGAGCUGGCGACCAUAGAAGCACUGGAUUCUGGGGCUGUCUACACCCUGGCUCUGAAGACUCACGUUGGAAUGUCUGUGCAGACAUUCAGAUACUUUGCAGGCUGGUGUGACAAAAUUCAGGGCUCUACAAUUCCAAUCAACCAGGCCCGACCGAAUUACAACCUGACCUUCACCAAGAAGGAGCCUCUUGGUGCCUGUGCCAUCAUCAUUCCCUGGAACUACCCACUGAUGAUGCUGGCCUGGAAGAGCGCAGCAUGCCUGGCGGCAGGCAACACCCUGGUGCUCAAGCCUGCUCAGGUCACACCCUUGACGGCUCUGAAGUUUGCAGAGCUGACCGUGAAAGCUGGCUUUCCAAAGGGGGUAAUCAACAUCAUUCCGGGCUCAGGGGGUGUCGCAGGACAGCGGCUCUCUCAGCACCCUGACAUCCGCAAGCUUGGUUUCACUGGAUCCACCUCGGUGGGCAAACAGAUCAUGAAAAGCUGUGCUGUGAGCAACCUGAAGAAAGUUUCCCUUGAGCUUGGUGGCAAAUCCCCACUGAUAAUAUUCAGGGACUGUGACCUUGACAAGGCCAUACGGAUGGGCAUGGGCGCAGUGUUUUUCAAUAAAGGCGAGAACUGCAUUGCAGCUGGGCGGCUGUUUGUGGAAGAGGCCAUCCACGAUGAAUUUGUAACCAGAGUGGUGGAAGAGAUUAAAAAGAUGAAAAUUGGAGAUCCCCUGGACAGAUCUACGGACCAUGGGCCCCAAAACCACAGAGCGCACUUGGAAAAGUUGCUGCAGUACUGCGAGACUGGGGUGAAGGAGGGAGCCACACUGGUGUAUGGAGGAAGACAGGUGCAGAGGCCAGGCUUCUUCAUGGAACCCACUGUGUUCACAGGCGUGGAAGACCACAUGUACCUUGCCAAGGAGGAAUCCUUCGGGCCUAUCAUGGUCAUCUCUAAAUUCCAAAAUGGGGACAUUGAUGGGGUGUUGCAGAGAGCAAAUAACACCGAAUAUGGCUUGGCCUCAGGGGUCUUCACAAGAGACAUCAACAAAGCCAUGUACGUGAGUGACAAGCUGGAGGCGGGAACGGUUUUCAUUAACACCUACAACAAGACGGACGUGGCAGCCCCAUUUGGUGGAAUGAAGCAAUCUGGCUUUGGCAAAGACUUAGGUGAGGAGGCCCUGAGUGAAUACCUGAAAAUCAAAACAGUGACACUCGAGUAUUAGAGGAAGGCAUCAGGAAACCUUUGAGGGACAGCCCACUUCAACACUUCAGGAGCUGAAGACCCUGACGGUGAUGAGGAAGAAAGGGCCAUCUGGAAGCCACCAAGUAGAUACAAGGACCAAGAAGAGGGUUAGACCACUUGUAUGAGCAUUUACCUGACUGGGGGCCUCAAAAAAUUCCAGUACACUUUUUAUCACCAAAUAGCUUAUCUCUUUUUAACAACAUUGGGUGCUGUAUGUUUUUCAAAGCUCCCUCCCUCCCAGGAAUGUCUAUGCUCUUCCAGGUCACCCAUCCUGAACAUGCUGACCUCACUCACAGGCACACUUAAAGAGUUCUGGGUCUCAAGCCCCAAGACGUAUAUACUGAACACUGACAAGCCUUUCUUUAGCUAUGCAUUCAAACAACAGUGUAUCCUACAGAGAAUGUGACCCCUGCUCUCUUCCUUUCUUCCAUGAGAAGAUUGGUCUUUGUGCCUUUGACUAUUUUGUAACCCACUGUGACAGUCAGGCAGCUUCUGAGCCUUUCUUCCACAUUUACCUACAUGGUACAAAGUACUGUAAAGUUCAGAGGACACCCAAUUGUUGGCAUCAUCUUUGAUCCUCUACUUUAAAUCCUAGUAAACAGCCUGUGAUGGCCAAUCAUGGUCACACUACACCAGCUUACUGUGUGAGUUGGGGAAAACUACCCAACUUGUCUGAGGUCUGGCCUCCUCAUGUGUUAAACAGGAGUAGCAGUGCCUUCCGCAAAAGCCUCAUUACAAGGACUCUGUGCUUCAUAAUUCAUGUAAAUAUUCAAUUAAAUUUAAAUCUUUCCAUAACUACUCUAGAAAUACGGCCAUAAAUUGAUGAGAUUCAUGAACUUCCUAGGCAGUUCCUUAGUCAAUGAAGUUAACUGAUGGAUGAAUAAACUUCCUAUAUGUCUCAAUAAUCAAGGCUCGGACUACUCUUCCGUGCCCAUUCUUCUUACACAGUGCAUAAUACAGCAGGUUGCUGCCAACUGCCGUGCAAUGAAAAAUGGUGCUAGGCACACAUAGUGAGUGGUUCAUGCCUGCAACACCAGACUCUGGAGGACAGGGCAGGGUCCUUAUUGUUGACCUGAGUUCAACCUAGGCUAUGCAGAAAGUGUGAGGCCAGCCUGGGUCACACUAACAGACCCUCUAUCAAAACCAGAAAAACAAAACCAACAUUUAAAAUAUGUCAGUGGCACCAGGAAAAGGGUCACCUUUCCCUGGAUGCUUACUUUGCUGUUUACAGGACAUGUUGGUUCUCACUGCUGCGUCUGCUGCUCACUGGCUGUGUGUAGUCAGGGGAGUCAGUGACCUCCUGUCUCCAUUUGUUACAUGUAAGAUGAUGGUAAGCUCUGUGACUGACUUGGUGUAGUGGUGGAAUGCCCUCCCAACGAGCUGCAUCGUGCCACUGAUCCUGUGCGGGGCUCACAAGGUUUCCCACUGUGACUCAAGUUCGAUUGUCACCACUGACAGGCAACCAGACAAAGGGGAAUUCCUGAGCACAGAACUGAUGUGCAGCAAUCCAUUAAUUUCUUGCGAUAACUAGAGAGAUAGGUGGUCCCCAAAAUAAUGAAGAGGCUGGGUUGGAAUGGGGUCUAGAGGGUGUCAGAGGCAGUACUCGUGGCAUAGGACCUAGGCAUCCAUGACCCCAGUGCAUGGCAAGUUAAAUGGAAAGGAAGGGUCUAUCCAACAUGGAAAUGUACUCUGCCACAGGACAGGAGCCUAAGUAAUGUGAGGAGGGCACUUGAGAGAGCCAAGCUUUGCUCUUUCUGUGUGCUCAGUCUCUCUGUGUCUGUCUGUUUCCCUCCCAACUCUCAUACCUAAUCAGUGUAUCCAUGACCUCCGAGACAUGCCACCCUGACACUCACUACAGUCUGUCUGCACUUCUGGCUAGGAAGGCUCAUCACACACCCCUUCCUAAACCACAAGUGGACGAGAAUGGUGGGAAGUCCAGAGAUCUGAAUCUGCUAGAAACAUAUUCUGUUUCUUCAGAACCAUGAAUCAGGAAUCAACUGAUAUUUAAGCCCAAGAACUUUACUGACACAAAGCUGAGAGGAAAGAUUUUAUUGACACUACAUAUUCCACCCCAAGUGAGGCCCUGUAACAGGCACUGAGGGCCUCACACAGAGCAGUGGAUACACAGCAAUACACUCCAAUACAGCAAUACACUGCAAUACACAAGCUGGUUAUAAUUACCAUAGCUCAAUACAACUAAACACACAAAUAGAUUCAUUUAACAUGACAACUUUGUAUAAGAUAUUUAAACCCUGUUUUCUGAUUCACUUUCUAUAUAGUGCAGAGAAAACUACUCAAAAGACUUUUUUAAAAAAAUGUAACUGUCAUACAAUAUACACAAAUAUGAAGUUACAGUUUGAUAAGGGUUUGCAUGUUAUAUUGGAAGCACUAAUUGAACUCAACAGGUUACAUACAUACAUAAGUACAUACAUUGGCCAAUAAAGGAAAGACUCAGUGAGAACCAGCCAGUCUCCUCUGAGGAUGACAGGUACACAAGGCCCUGGCCACACCCACUAAUGCCCCUCCGGUAUCUGCUGGCUGCCUUGUUAUGUGGUAUUUGGCUUCCAUCUCUGUCUCUGCUUUCACUGCCUUGUGAGAGACCACUGUUUACUUAGGAUAUACACUGUUUCAGGUUCUAAGUGUCUACCCUGGGCUUUCUAGACUUUAAAUUACCUUCAAGACUUUAAAUUACCUUCAAGUUUUGCUUUUAUGUUUCUGAUUUCAGGCUUUAUAGGGGGUGGUAGGGGGUUAUUCUCAAUUAUGUUAUUAAACAUGAAAUUUUAGUAUGAUGCCCUUAUAAUUUUGCUAUUUUACAGUCACAAUCUUUAAUGUGUAUAUAAUUUACCCUCAUAUAUGAUUUGAUGCUAAAUCUAACUUUUUUGGAAGUAGCCAGUCCUGACAUCUUGACUCAUUUUACACUGACUUGAAAUAUCAGCUUUGUAGUAAGUUUUCAUUCUCCCAGACCCACACAAAUGCAGCACUAACUG